Gloeophyllum trabeum ATCC 11539 is the source of this 761-nucleotide messenger RNA. RefSeq lists its product as uncharacterized. The record is from RefSeq and is a predicted model, not a curated record. Gene Ontology annotation, cellular component: mitochondrial large ribosomal subunit; ribosome. NCBI's taxonomy places the organism in Eukaryota, Fungi, Basidiomycota, Agaricomycetes, Gloeophyllales, Gloeophyllaceae. The coding region runs from base 102 to 485 and encodes 127 amino acids. The transcript has 3 exons. Gene Ontology annotation, molecular function: structural constituent of ribosome. Gene Ontology annotation, biological process: translation.
CUGCUUCUGGCCACAACCGCCGUCACGAGCCCACAGCUGACUCAAUUCCUUCCUCAAGACCGCCACACGUCAGGCUAGAUCCAGGCUUAGGUAUCACCCAGAUGCAGCGUAUCACCUCCUUCAGGCGGCUCCUGUGCCCGGUGUUACGGACACGUUGCUACUCGCAAGCCGUCUCGCAAGGACCUGCCGCGCAGCGUGCCCCAUUGGCAGUGCAGUACCCGUACUAUAUACCAAGGAACUCACGGGGAUCUAUUCCUGUGUACUCAGAUGUCCGCAAUGCCGGUGGGAGAUAUCUGAUUCUGAUUCGUAACAUUGAGGGAAACGUGAACGCACUGGCACACGAUCUUAGAAAAACACUGUUCCCGGCAGAGUCGCCUGAAAGCGCGAGACUUCGUGUGGAGGUGAAAGCUUCGAAGCAUCUGAUCAUUACCGGUUGCCGCGCGAAACACCGAGUUAUUGAAUGGUUUCAGCAAAGAGGCUUCUAAACAUCAAGACCUCGAGAUGGAUCGCAUGCAUGCUGCCGAUGUAGACUGUCCGGAAGCAUCGAUACAGGUGCGACAGACGUGAUAUUUACGGCCCGUGCGGUGCCCAAUCGGACACUGCUACCUCAUGGGAUUUAAGAGCCGUGAACACAUUCAUGGACGUAGUUCACUGUUUUCCCGAGUCUCUGCGUUCUAGCCAGGAGGUUGUUAACGUUCAUCCCGCUUACACACGUACAAGGCCAUCUUCUCCGAAGUUUCCUCGCGGUAAGAACGCACAGC